Lathyrus sativus (Indian pea) is the source of this 852-nucleotide messenger RNA. The record is from the annotation of a GenBank genome assembly. Lineage: Eukaryota; Viridiplantae; Streptophyta; Magnoliopsida; Fabales; Fabaceae.
AUGGUGUCAAAGACUAAGAGGAAAGCCCCAACCAAAUCAAUCAAAGAUCUUAACAAACGCCGUUGGCGUCGAAAAUCCCCGAUAAAAAACGUCGUCGCGGCAUCCUCCGCCGUCCUCUCCUCCAUCCACCGCCGCAUCUCGAAACUCCUCUCGAAACUAGGGCUAACCCGCCUCAGUUCAAAUCGCAAACGAAACAGCUACAAAAUCCUCAAGAAAACAAACCAUUUCCAUUUCCCACACGAAAAUUCCCUAGACACCGUUUGCAAAACCCUCCUCUUCGAUGACAACGAGCCCUCACUUCUUCCUCCAACUCUCUCAAAUCGGAAAACCGUUUUUCUCGAUCUCGAUGAAACCCUAGUCCACUCCACAACAACUCUCCCUCCGGGGAGUUUCGAUUUUAUCGUCCGGCCAACCAUCGACGGCGAACCGAUGGAUUUCUACGUCUCGAAGCGGCCCGGAGUCGAUGAAUUGCUGGAAUCAUUGGCGUUGAAAUACGAGAUAGUGAUUUUCACCGCCGCGCUUAAGGAGUACGCGUCUUUGGUUCUCGACCGGCUCGACCGGAACCGGUUUAUUUCGCACCGGCUUUACCGUGACUCGUGCCGUAGUAUUGAUGGGAAGCUUGUGAAGGAUUUGUCUGUUGUGGGAAGAGAUUUGAAACGGGUUGUUAUUGUGGAUGAUAAUCCGGUGUCGUUUUCGAAUCAACCCGAAAACGCGAUUUUGAUUCGGCCUUUUGUUGAUGAUGUUUGUGAUCGUGAGCUUUGGAAAUUGAGAAGCUUUUUGAAUGGGUCGGAUUGUUUUGAUGAUAUGAGGGAGGCUAUUAAGCACUUCGUCGCGGAGAGAGACCGACGCUAG